CAAUUGUUCUUCACAGUAUUCUCCUGCAAGAACAAUGGUGCGACAGCUUGUUUGGCAGCGGGCUUCCGCCUCUCAGAGGUUGGCCCCGAAGUGCCUCUCCCCGCAAAGGUUAUUCGCUCGCCGUGGUCUGGCCACCGAGGCCUCUUCGACCCCUGCCUCCUCGCGCAUGCCCCCCUACCCCAAGAUCGUGCGCAACUUGGAACAAGUCCGUCGGGUUCUGGGUUCUUCGCGAUCGCUCACCUUGGCCGAGAAGAUCCUCUACGCCCACUUGGACAACCCCGAGGAGUCGCUGUUGACCGGCACCAACAAUGGACGGGACGUCCGUGGCAAGGCCAACUUGAAGUUGAAGCCGGACCGCGUGGCGAUGCAGGACGCCUCUGCCCAGAUGGCUCUGCUGCAGUUCAUGUCCUGCGGCUUGCCCUCGACCGCCGUCCCGGCCAGUAUCCACUGCGACCACAUGAUCGUGGGUGAACGCGGUGCGGACGUUGAUCUGCCCGCCUCGAUCCAAGGCAACAGCGAGGUCUUCGACUUUCUGGAGAGCGCCGCCAAGCGGUAUGGUAUUGAGUUCUGGCCUCCCGGUGCCGGUAUUAUCCACCAGAGCGUGCUCGAGAACUACUCAGCUCCCGGUCUCAUGAUGCUGGGUACGGACAGUCACACCCCCAACGCGGGUGGUCUGGGUGCCAUUGCCAUUGGUGUUGGUGGUGCGGAUGCCGUUGAUGCUUUGGUCGAUGCACCCUGGGAGCUGAAGGCGCCUCGCAUCCUCGGUGUGCGUUUGGAGGGCAAGCUGAACGGCUGGGCCUCCCCCAAGGACGUGAUUCUCCACUUGGCUGGUAAGCUCACCGUCCGUGGCGGAACUGGGUUCAUCAUCGAGUACCACGGCCCCGGUGUCGAGACGCUGAGCUGCACGGGCAUGGCUACCAUCUGUAACAUGGGUGCUGAGGUUGGCGCGACGACCUCCGUCUUCCCCUUCUCCCCCAACCACAUUCCCUACCUCCAGGCUACUCACCGUGGUGAUGUGGCUAAGGCAGCGGCUGAGAUCGCCGCCUCUGGACCCCACAACCUCCUCCGCGCCGACAACGGCUCGCAGUACGACCAGUUGAUCACCAUCGAUCUGUCGACCCUGGAGCCUCACAUCAAUGGUCCCUUCACCCCUGAUCUCUCGGUGCCUGUGUCGGCCUUCGCUGAGACUGUACGUGAGAAGAGCUGGCCUGAGACGCUGGGUGCUGGUCUGAUUGGUAGCUGCACUAACAGCUCCUACGAGGACAUGACCCGCGCGGAGCACCUGGUUAAGCAGGCCACCGCUGCCGGCCUCAAGCCCAAGGCUGACUUUUUCAUCACUCCCGGCAGUGAGCAGAUUCGGGCUACCCUGGACCGUGAUCAGACGCUGUCGACCUUCUCGCAGGCGGGAGGUACCGUGCUGGCCAACGCGUGCGGCCCCUGUAUCGGCCAGUGGAAGCGCACAGACGGUGUCCCCAAGGGUGAAGAUAACGCCAUCCUAACCUCCUACAACCGCAACUUCCCCGGCCGUAAUGACGGCAACCGUCGGACGAUGAACUUCCUGGCCUCUCCCGAGCUGGUCACUGCCAUGGUCUACUCCGGCAGCACGACCUUCAACCCCAUGAAGGAUAGCAUCAAGACCCCCAGCGGCGAGGAGUUCCGCUUCCAGCCCCCUACCGGUCAGGCUCUUCCCGGCCAGGGUUUCGCCGACGGUAACCCCAACUUCCAGCCCACGGCCGCUGUGCCCGACGCUUCCUGCGAGGUGAUCGUCUCCCCGACCUCUGAUCGCCUGGCGCUGCUCGAGCCCUUUGCCCCCUUCCCCAAGGGCGAGCUCUCCAGCCUGAAGGUCCUCUACAAGGUCAAGGGCCAGUGCACCACCGACACCAUCUCCGCGGCCGGCCCGUGGUUGAAGUACAAGGGUCACUUGCCCAACAUCUCCGCCAACACCCUGAUCGGCGCCGUCAACGCCGCCACCGGCGAGACCAACGUGGCCUAUGACGAGGCCGGCAAGCAGUACUCGAUCCCUGACCUGGCUGCCCACUGGAAGGCCCAGGGUACCGAGUGGCUGGUCGUCGCCGAGGAGAACUACGGUGAAGGUAGCGCCCGCGAGCACGCCGCCCUGCAGCCGCGCUACCUGGGUGGCCGCAUCAUCGUGUCCAAGAGCUUCGCCCGUAUUCACGAGACCAAUCUCAAGAAGCAGGGUGUCGUUCCCUUGACCUUCGCCAACCCCGCCGACUACGACAGGAUCGAUGCCUGCGACCAGGUCGCCACCGAGGGUCUCUACGAUGUCCUCCAGGCCGGUGGUCAGGGCUCCAUCCAGCUACACGUCACCAAGCGCUCCGGUGAGCAGCUGGUCAUUCCCGUCCGCCACACGCUCAGCCCUGACCAGUGCGGGUUCAUUCUGGCUGGUAGUGCGUUGAACCUAUUGGCGCAGCGGGCCAACAAGCAAUGAAUAGUUAAUUUGUGAUCUGUUGAUGAUAGAGGUUUGGCUAUGUUGUUUGUUAUGUUUGGCUGUUAAUAUGUACAUAUAUAUCCAUGGGGAUUUGUGUUUCUGGGGGCUGUUUUGAAUAUGUUCAUUGUACGGGCAAAAUUCGGGCAAAAAGCGGG
This is a messenger RNA of Aspergillus homomorphus CBS 101889, 2604 nucleotides long. Its product is annotated as aconitate hydratase ACO2. NCBI's taxonomy places the organism in Eukaryota, Fungi, Ascomycota, Eurotiomycetes, Eurotiales, Aspergillaceae. Gene Ontology annotation, molecular function: 4 iron, 4 sulfur cluster binding; aconitate hydratase activity. Gene Ontology annotation, cellular component: cytosol; mitochondrion. Bases 35 to 2449 code for a protein of 804 amino acids. Gene Ontology annotation, biological process: tricarboxylic acid cycle. The record is from RefSeq and is a predicted model, not a curated record. The transcript is spliced from 2 exons.